AGACCAGAUUGAGAAAGCAACAGGAGCAUUAGAGUCGACAUCCAUGAAUCGAGCUACAUACCAAGGAGGAGCUGGUGAACGAUAUGAGGUCAAUAGACCAAAAGACCAGAUCGUAAAGUUAACAGGAGCGUUCGAAAAUACUUCCAUGAAUCGAGCAACAUACCAAGGUGGAGCCGGAGAACGAUAUGAGAUCAACAGACCCAAAGACCAGAUUGAGAAAGCAACAGGAGCAUUAGAGUCGACAUCUAUGAAUCGAGCAACCUACCAAGGUGGAGCAGGAGAACGAUAUGAGGUCAAUAGGCCGAGAGAUCAAAUUGAAAAACCAACAGGAUCUUUCGAAACAACCUCUAUGAACCGUGCUUCCUUUCGAGGUGGAGUUGGCGAACGAUAUGAAACUAACAGACCCAAGGACCAGAUUGAAAUGCGAACGGGUGCAAUAGAGUCGACAUCUAUGAAUCGAGCAGCCUAUCAAGGUGGAGCUGGAGAACGAUAUGAGGUCAAUAGACCUAAAGACCAGAUUGAGAAACCAACAGGAGCGUUCGAAAAUACUUCCAUGAAUCGAGCAACCUAUCAAGGUGGAGCCGGAGAACGAUAUGAAAUCAACAGACCCAAAGACCAGA
Molecule: messenger RNA, 620 nt
Organism: Auanema sp. JU1783
Lineage: Eukaryota; Metazoa; Nematoda; Chromadorea; Rhabditida; Rhabditidae
Source: the annotation of a GenBank genome assembly